Molecule: messenger RNA, 3019 nt
Organism: Stegastes partitus (bicolor damselfish)
Lineage: Eukaryota; Metazoa; Chordata; Actinopteri; Pomacentridae
Product: flocculation protein FLO11-like
Exons: 6
Coding region: 72-2819 (915 amino acids)
Source: RefSeq, a predicted model, not a curated record
AGAGGAGGAGAGACAGCGAUGACAAGAGGAAGAGGAAGCAGAGCGAUAACCGCAGAACCCAGGAGGUCGACAUGUACGAGCUGAAGGAAACAGGCCACACCCCCGAACUGACCACCGAGCAUGAUGGGAAGGAGGAUCCUGUGAAGACUGCAGCCAAUAGGAAGGCUCGUUUUCAGACGAGCCCCAGCGAGGAGGCAGACAGACGGACGGAGAUCUCAGACAACAGCUUUCAGCUGCACUGUGAUGUCACACAAUCCUACUGCUCCACCCACACCUUCAGCCUCACCUGCUCCUCAGCCGACACCGACCGGCAUGUCCACACCAUCCAAUUACAACCCCAGGCCACGCCCCCUACACCUGUGAUGGGUCCAUUGUUCUCUGACAUCCAGAGAGAGUUUCAGGUGGAAACAGCACAGCAGGCAGCUUCGGCUUUGUGUCAGUCAAACACGAUACAGGAUGCAUCACCAGGAGGCCUGUCGGAGCUCCAACAACAGGAAGUGAUGACGGAGGAUUUUCUGUCCAACGACGAGUACGAGUGUGCGUCGCCAGACGACAUCUCCCUGCCGCCGCUGGCAGAGACGCCUACGUUCCAAUCAGAUGUUGAGGAGGGUUUCUGCUUCAGCUCCAACAUCAACCAAUGCAGCCAGCAGGACCAGCCAGAACCAGUCGAUAGUGGAACAGUCCGGCAGCAGACAGAGAAUUGUCCAACUCCUCCCACUAGCCUUCAGAGCUGUACAAGGUUCAGAUCAGAGUCCGACUCAGUUCAGACAGUUCCUGGUCCGAGCUCCCUGAGCAGCAUCCUGAGAACCACAGAGGCCAACACCACUAACACUCCCCUGAGGGCCCACCUCUCCCAGGGCAGCCCCAAACCAAAAACCCCCUCUGGAUCAGUCCAGGAGAGCAGCACCAGAGACAAGAACCAUGCUGUCUCUGAGAGAAUUCCCUCUCCUGCUCCUCGAGCCAAUCCAGCUCCACCGACCGAUCCCACUCCUCUGGCCGAUCCCACUCCAGAGGUCCAUCCCACUCCUCUGGCUGAUCCCACUCCUCUGGCCAAUCCCCCUCCUCUGGCUGAUCCCACUCCUCAGGCUGAUCCCACUCCAGAGGCUGAUCCCACUCCUCUGGCCGAUUCCACUCCGGAGGCCCAUCCCACUCCAGAGUCCCAUCCUACUCCUCUGGCCAAUCCCACUCCACAAGCUGAUCCCACUCUCGAGGCUGAUCCCACUCCUCUGGCUGAUCCCACUCCAGAGGCUGAUCCCACUCAUCUGGCCGAUUCCACUCCGGAGGCCCAUCCCACUCCAGAGUCCCAUCCUACUCCUCUGGCCAAUCCGACUCCUCAAGCUGAUCCCACUCUCGAGGCUGAUCCCACUCUCGAGGCUGAUCCCACUCCAGAGGCUGAUCCCACUCAUCUGGGCGAUCCCACUCCUCAGGCUGAUUCCAUUCCAGAGGCCGAUCCCACUCCUCUGGCCGAUUCCACUCCGGAGGCCCAUCCCACUCCAGAGUCCCAUCCCACUCCAGAGGCUGAUCGCACUUCUAAGGCCGAAUCCACUCCAGAGGUCCAUUCCACUCCUCGGGCCGAUCCCACUCCUCAGGCCAAUCCCACUGAAGAGCCCGAUCCCACUCCUGUGGCCGAUCCCACUUCAGAGGCCAAUCCCACUCUGGCCAAUCAAGACCCCAGCGACAACACAGAGCUUCACACAUGCAGCUCUCUUGUCUGUGCAAACAGCACCGAGCCACAGUGGAGCCUUCAUCAGAGCUUCUUCCAACCUGAGAGGGAAACCAGAACCCAAAGAGAAGGUGAUAGCAGAACCAGAACUGGUUCAGUUAGCAAGCAGACCGUUCACCUCCAGUCCUUUCCUUCAGGCAGUCAGUUUAUCAGGCCUGAGAACAGAAGCUCCUCAUCAAUCCAUCUCAGUCCUCUUCAGUCUGACCUGGACUCCAGAAGGCCUAAUCAGGACAAACUUUCCUCUCAAAGCAGCAGGAGCAUCCUGACCACGACUUCCACCACCCAGCAGACAGUUUGCAGUCAGUCCUGCCUGUCAGAUGGUCUGUUCUGUGUCCCACAGAACAGCAUACCUCAGGACUACGGGGACCGGCCCAAAAACCGACCUGCCGGCGCAGUCAGUAGCAUCAGUAUUAGUAGCAGUAACACACUGAGCUGCCAUCAUACCGUCUCUUCGAUCCAUGAGUCCCAUACCUGCACCUGUACACAGCAGUAUGUGCAUGACCCUGGCAUGCCUCCCAGCAGUUCCACCCGGCCCAGCACUCCUUCGUGGAACCCAGCUUUGGCACAGCUGGCUAACCCGCAUGUUCUGCCCCUGUCCUCUCCACCCCAUCUACUAACUCCAGACCAGGACCCAGACAUUUGUCUGCCCAUGGCCAUCCGAGAGGAGAUCCAGCUUACUCCUCAGAUCCAGGGGCCUCCUGUUCCUGCCCCUCCUCAGCCAGAGUCUCUUCCCCAGGGAAAAGCCUCUCAUUCUGGCCCUCCCUGCUUCACCAGGCCCUUGUCCAGAGCCACCGUCAUGGAGGGCUCUCCAGUGACACUGGAGGUGGAGGUGACGGAACACCCAGAGCCCAGGCUCACCUGGUUCAAAGAUGGAGAGGCGCGGCCCUGCGAGGACCCGGAGCUCCUCCUGGUCGAGGCGUCGGAUGCUGAUGACGACCGAGUCGAGGUUCGAGACGCCCUCGACUGGCGGCCGGCAGCUCGUGGCUGCGGCGCUGAAACGUGGCUGGUGGCCGAAGCGUUUGACAUCAUCAGCGUGGACGCCUGGUUCGGGACUCUGUGUGUUCUGCUGUGGCUGCUCUACCUCCUCCUGCUCUAGUUCAUCGUCUGCUGCUACGACUUUAACCAGCAUCACUAAAUGGACUUUCAGACUCUGAAGCUAAAUGAUUUAAGUUUGUAGAGAAGUUUUGGUUUCUACCUUCAGUAGCAUCCAGAUGUUCUCUCUCUGUUGUGUCUCAGCUGAUAAAUACUGUAGCAGCUUUAAAAGUGUGCAAUAAUAAAGUCCGUCUGUGUGCUUCA